UUGAAAUAGGCCAAGUGUUAUUGGACCCACCAGUUUCUGUAUCUUGCAAGGCCAAUGCUUAAGGAAAUUUCCCUGCUUCAGCAAAGAAGUAUAAAAAAUAGUAUUUACAUUGCUAUUGCUGAACGUGUAAAAGUUAAUGUCCCUUGACCGUGUCUUACUCGUUCACAUACAGUGUGUAGUGACACACAUCUACUACCUCUGCAGGGUGGGUUCUCAAAACAAUGGCCGAAAUACUUCUGUCGAGUUUUGCUAUGUCGAUUCUCCGAAAAGUUUCUUCCUUUGCUACUGGACAUGGCAUAGCUAAGAUUACAUCAGCCUGGAAUGUACAAAAAGAACUGAGCAAAUUAGAAACUUCUUUGCGAUUUAUUUGUGGGGUUCUUCUUGAUGCGGAGAGCAAACAUACUACUUCUACUUCACUCAAGGAAUGGCUGGAAAAGCUCAAAGAUGCUGUCUAUGACAUCGAUGAUAUUCUGGAUGAUAUCUCAACGGAAGCUUUGAUAUGUCGAGCUGACAAGCGUGUGGUCACUCAAGCCAAAAGUCUACUUAUUUCUCCUUUUGUAUUUAGCCGAAGAAUAAGAGAAAUUCGUGAAAAGCUUGAUGAGAUAGCUGUUAACAGAAGGGACUUUGGACUGCGCGAGUUGACACUGGAUGGCCAAAACUCUUCCAUGGAAAACAACAAGAGGCAAACAUAUUCGUUUUUGUACCAGCCGGACAUAGUUGGGAGGGAUCUUGACAGAGAUGAGAUUGUUCAUAACAUACUGAGAGCUGCAGAUUCUUAUGCUCUUUUUGUUCUUCCUAUUCUUGGGCUUGGAGGAAUCGGGAAAACUGCACUGGCGAAGAUGGUGUUUCAUGAUGUACGAGUGAACAAGAAGUUCAGCAAAAUGAUAUGGGCUUGUAUCUCCGAUGAAUUCGAUAUGAAGAAGAUACUGCAAGACAUAAUAGAGUCUGCCACUGGUGAAAUUUGCAAGCAUCUAAACUUGGAACACUUGCAAAUAAAACUCGUAAGAAUCUUGCAGAAUCAUAACUAUUUCCUUGUGUUGGAUGAUAUGUGGACUGAUAAUGUAAAUAAAUGGAAAGACCUAAAGCAUUUGUUGUCAAGUGGCGCUAAAGGAAGCGUCAUAAUCGUUACCACACGCAAGUCUACGGUUGCAUCUGUUGUGGGGAGUUCAAAGCCGCACAAGGUGGGUGCACUUCAGUUUCAAGAGUGUAUGCAAAUUUUUACUAGAUGUGCAUUCGGAGAAGGCGAGGAGGAGAAAUUUCCAAAACUAUUAAAAAUUGGAAAAUCCAUAGUCGACAAAUGUGCUGGAGUACCAUUGGCAGUAAAAACAUUGGGUUCUCUGUUACGUACCAAGCGAAGAGAGAAAGAAUGGUUGCGUGUGAGAGACGAUGGCUUAUGGGAAAUCAAACAAGAUGAGGAUGAUAUUUUACCAGUGCUGAAGUUAAGCUACAACGCACUCCCAACCGAUCUGAAACCAUGUCUUUCCUAUUUAUCCAUAUUUCCGAAGGACUAUUUGUAUUACACAAGGUGCAUAGUAAUGUUAUGGAUGGCCCAAGGACUUCUGCACUCAAACAGCAGGAGUGAAGCGUCAGAAGACGUCGGCUAUAGUUACAUUAAUGAACUAAUGGGAAGUUCCUUUUUUCAGGACGCCCUAAUGACUUUUGAUGAAAGUAUGCCACAUUGCAAGAUGCAUGAUAUUGUACAUGACCUAGCCAGAUAUGUCUUGGGCAGAGAUCUAGCUAUUGUGAGCUGUGAAACAUCAGAAGUUUCAGAAACUAUCAGGCAUCUCGUAUGGGACCGUAAGGAGUUCUUGCAAGAGCAAGAAUUCCCAAAGGAGUUAACCAAAGCAAGAAAGGCUCGAACAUUUGCUACUUCAUAUAAUCAUGGUGUAAUGAGCAAAUCAUUCCUGGAAGUGUUGCUAUCCAAGUUUUCGUUUCUACGUGUCCUGAUUUUAUCGGAAGUUAGCAUUGAUGAACUCCCAGAUUCAGUUGGGAAUUUGAAGCACCUAAGGUAUCUUGACCUCACAUGGAACAGAAGCAUAAGAUUCCUUCCAAAUACCCUACACAGGCUGUUAAAUCUCCAGACCCUUGAUCUUUUUCACUGUGACCAACUAUUGGAGCUGCCAAGAGAUAUGGACAAAUUAAUGAACCUCAGGUACUUUAGCCUCACAUCAAAGCUAAAGUGUUUGCCAGAAGUAGGAAUUCGUAGCUGGACUUCCUUAACAUCCCUGCAGCUCCAUUCUUGCAGUGAAUUAACAUCACUGACAGAAGGGAUUGGCUUCCUAACUGCCCUGCAAACAUUGUGGAUCAACGAUUGCCCAAAGCUUCCAUCUCUCCCUGCAAGCAUGAAGCACCUCUCCUCUCUCCAGGAGUUGUAUAUCGACAAUUGCCUGGAGCUAGAUUUAAUGGAAACAGCAGAGGCCAUGGAAGGGUUGCGGAGUCUUCGGACAUUACAGAUUGUUGGACUGCCAAAAUUAGGGCAUCUUCCAGAGAGUCUGUGUUCUGCUUCGGACACUCUUCAGUACUUACUCAUUAAGCACUGCGUCCGGCUAAGCAAGCUUCCAAAUUGCCUGCAAGAUUUCACUUCUCUUCAGAGGGUAAUCAUUAUGGAUUGCCCAGGAUGCAUGCGAAGUAAUGGUGACGAUUACAAUCUCAUCCGCCGCCACGUUCCUGAAGUCUAUAUUGAGGAAUAAAUCAUAUAUAGAGUAGCUCAACAUG
Panicum virgatum (switchgrass) is the source of this 2715-nucleotide messenger RNA. Its product is annotated as putative disease resistance protein RGA1. The coding region runs from base 222 to 2690 and encodes 822 amino acids. The transcript has a single exon. The record is from RefSeq and is a predicted model, not a curated record. Gene Ontology annotation, biological process: defense response to other organism. Gene Ontology annotation, molecular function: ADP binding; protein binding. Lineage: Eukaryota; Viridiplantae; Streptophyta; Magnoliopsida; Poales; Poaceae.